ACAUCGACAUCAAGCAUAAUUCCGACCCUUCUGCACGUGAUACGACAUUUAAUGAAAUUCUUGCCAAUCGUGAUGCCAGGUUCUUAACCGAACUCACCGAUUACCGUGCCAAAUUUAACGCUGAACUUCACGCGAUGAAAACUUUACAGCGGAGUGAAAUAAAUCAGCGAUAUGCGAUGGUUCUAAGAACCGAAGAGAUUGAAUUUGAUCAACAAAGCGUGAUGAGUCAAGCUUCAAACCAUUCCGCCGGUCAGACUUCAAACUAUUCCGCAGGUCAAGCUUCAAACUAUUCUGCAGGCCAAACUUCAAAUCAUUCCUCUGCAAGCUCGGGACAAUUGACGUUUACGGGUAUCAGCUUGACCGUAUGGGGUCAAUUUAAGCAAAUUUUUGAUCGGAUCAAGACGGAAAAUAAUUAUACUUUGGAGGAGAUGUGCUUUUCUGUAGCUAUGGACAUUCGUUCAUUGGGGGGAAUAUUAAGAUGA
Molecule: messenger RNA, 482 nt
Organism: Ambispora leptoticha
Lineage: Eukaryota; Fungi; Glomeromycota; Glomeromycetes; Archaeosporales; Ambisporaceae
Source: the annotation of a GenBank genome assembly